UGGCUGUGUUUGUUCUGUGGCCACCAAGGCUGUGACCGCAACACCCGAGAACAGCAUUCUUUUCUUCACUAUCGCACUCCGCGUUCAGAUCCUCAUUGUCUUAUCCUAAAUACUCAGGCAUGGAAUGUGUGGUGUUAUGAUUGUGACUCAGAGGUACACCAGACUAGUUCCAAGAAACUUCACGAAAUUGUAGAAUAUAUUAAACGACAAAAAGACAUGGCACCACACCGGGCAGUUAUGUCACAACCUGUCACAAAUAAACCUUCAUAUAUCUCUGGGAGUGAAUCUGGAACAGUGACUGUGACCAAAGGAACAAUUUCUUCUUUCGAUGACAACUCAAAAGCCGCAAAAAAUCAACGAAAUGCUCAAGCGAGUGUUCUUGCAUGUCUGCCUAAAGUGAAGGGUCUUAGCAAUCUAGGCAACACCUGUUUCUUCAACUCUGUGAUGCAGUGCUUGGCACAGACACACUUCCUGACACAGCUUCUAGAUGUACAAUGCCAAAGUGGUCAAAGAGUGUACUUACCUGGACAGGCAAAGUCAUCUCUUGAUGAUCCUAAAAAUUCACAAAUCACAGAGAAUGGCAGAAUUCAGCAGAAGAAAAAAGAGAAUAUAACCUUGAAUGAAAAUGAAGAGGAUGUGGAACUGAAACCUCUUGACUUGAUUCUUCCUGAGGGGGGAGGGCUGACUUUGGCAACUGCUGCUUUUCUGAAAGAUAUGCAUUCUGUUGGCAAGAAUGGUGUUCUAAAUCCAGGACACCUGUUUGGUCAGAUAUGCAAGAAAAGCACACAGUUCCAAGGAUAUGAACAGCAAGAUGCCCACGAACUCCUCCGCUGCCUCCUGGAUGCUAUACGUAAUGAGGAAAUCCUAAGAGCAAAGAGGGCCAUUCUCAAGGCCUUUGCUCUCUCAGAGAAGACUGACCCAAACACAGUGAGUCCAAGGCUCAAGACCAUGAUCAAGGGCUAUGGCAAGCAGGCAACUCACACCUUAGUUGAUCACAUCUUUGGAGGGCAUCUCAUCAGCACAGUCUUCUGUGAAGAGUGUCACUGGUCAUCACAAGUGUUUGAGCCAUUCAUGGAUCUUUCGCUCCCCAUUAAUGAAGAAAAGGGUAAACCAAAGAAGACGUCACCUUCGGAUGAUGAAAGCUUACUGGAUUGCUUUGGGAGACAGUCCAGCAACAACAAUGUUUCUAAGCACCACCAGAAGAAGAAGAAGAAAGAAGAGAAAAAGGCUCGUAAGACAAAGGGACGCGCCAAAGGAGGGGGCCUUGCACCAGCUUGCAUUCGUGCAAACACUGAAGACCAGGAGGAAGAACCAAGCAAAAAAACUGUACAAAGUGAGAAGAUGAAGAGACGAAUGACUGAGAAACGACGUCCAGAAGAACUAGAGGAAAUCACAAAAGCGGAGGAGGAGCAGAAGGCCAAGGCAGGGAAGACAACUGGUAUUUUGAGAGGAGAAAGUUUCAAGUUUAGACAGCUGAUGGAAGCAAGAAGAAUUAAUAGACAGGAGAAGGACAGCGAUGAGGAGGAGAGUGAUGAAGACUCAGAGUAUGAUCAGGAAGAUGAUGAGGAAGAGGAAGCGACAGGGAACAAAAAUAAUACAGCUGAAGGUAGUGCGGAAGGUAACACAAAGAGAGACACUGAGGAGACUAAGGAAAAGACAGAUAAGUGCAAAGAUGUUAAGGGAUUAUCCAAAGCUGCUGAUGAAGAAGAAGAAGAAAGUGAAGAGGAAGAUGAUGAUGAGGAUGAUGAUGACGAUGAUGAAUCAGAAGAGACAGACAAUGAGGUCAAGGAUAAUGAAAGUGAUGUUGCCAGUUCCAAGAAAAAGUCCUCCACUGAGAUUAGUGAUGCAGAUAUUGAAGACAACACAGAUUCUGAACGGGUUAGACACAAGUACCAUAAUACUCGGCAACCUUCCAUUGUGGUUGAGCAGUCAGAAAAUGAGACCAGAACAAGUGAUGGUAUUACUGCAAAUCACAAAAGAAAGCUGGCCUAUAACCCUCGUACAUCUCUGCUACGCAGGUGCCUUAAGAGUUGUUAUUCAAGUGAUCAGCUAAAUUACAAUUCUGCGUCUGACACAUCAGAGAGGUAUUUCACCCCCAAUGAAAGGGACUGCAAUGGCCUCGACACUGGAGAUGAUUUAGACAACUUCCAGGACCCUGUGGAGAAAGCAGAAACCACAUCUGUUAAAUCUGACAAAUCGACCAAUACGAGUGGCAUAGCAUCCUCUUGUGUAACGGGUGACAGCCUUUCCAUAUCCAGUGGUGAUACCAUCAAUAACUUUGAAGGGGGAACUGCAGAGUGCAAGGUGCCAGUGGAUCAGGCACACAUGGAGGAAAUGUGCCUAAAGGUAGGUGAAUUGAAGAUCAGAAGAAAGUCAAGCAGCAAGGAGAGCCUCCUUGACACACACAGCAUGAAACAGAAAAGAGGCUCCACAGAAACCCUGCACACUUUCAAAGAGCGAUUAGGAGAAGGAGAAGAAGACGAGACAAAGAAGAAGGUGAAAAACAUGAAGAAACUGAAGCAAGAGUGGAUAGCUCGAAGCCUAACAACUCUUGCCCCGAGAUACCAGUGUCACAGUCAGGAGUGUUCAAUUAUGUCUUGCCUGACCAACUUCACAGCUCCAGAGCUGUUGAUGGGUAACAACAAGAUCACCUGUGAGAACUGUACAAAAAUUCACAGUCAGUUACACGGAGAGGAGAAUGUUGAGCCCGUAAAGAGCAAUGCCAGCAAACAGCUCCUGAUCCUUUCCCCUCCUGCCGUGUUGACUCUGCAAUUGAAACGUUUCCACCACAUGGGUUUCAAUCUCACCAAGGUCAACCGUUAUGUGCGAUUCCCACUGGUUUUGGAUAUUGCUCCAUUCACAUCAUCAAUCUCUUUGGGUUUGGGUAACAUGUCCAGAGGCCAGAAGCAAGUUCUCUAUGGCCUCUACAGUGUUGUUGAACACUCUGGAAGACUGAACUCUGGCCACUAUGUUGCCUAUGUUCGCUCUAGACCCCUGGACCCCAACCGCACUAACAAGCAGUUCCUCAAUCUCAAGCCCUCUAGCCAGUUUGAGAUCAAUCACCUUGUGACAGAGAUGGCAGAAAAGAUUGAGGCUUCCUCUGGCAUGCUGGACAAUGACUUGAAAGGUUCAUCUGCAAAUACAACCUCGGUUAAUGUUGAGGAAUUGGAGGAGGAGGUGAAGGCUGGUCGCUGGUUCCAUGUCUCUGAUGCAUAUGUUGCAGAAGUAAAUAUUGAACGAGUCAUGAAAGCGCAAGCGUACCUAUUAUUUUACGAACGUCUGGUCUGAGCCAAGUAGAGAAUAGAUUGUAUAUAGUGCUUCAGACUUAACUGAUAGUUUACAUUUGUAAUAACUAUUUAUUUGUACAUUUCUCAGUACUUGGUCUGUAUAACUGAAAUUCUUUUUUGAACAUGAUAUCCAUGUUCUUUUAUUUUGAGAACAUAUAUGGGUUUUCAUGAUGUAGCAUCUUUAAGAAGACAUGAAAAAUAUAUUGGACAGAAUCAGAUAGCUGCAGAUCAAUUGGUAAAUGCCACAAACUUUCAGUAUCUGUAUUUCAUGUCAAUUAUUAGUUUCUUCCAUCUUGAGUUAUUUUGUUGACUGUUUUCUGCCCCAUCAUGUAGACACUACAAGUUCUCUCUCAUUGAGAUGGAUGCAUUAUUUCUCUUUGGAAUAAGCACACCAAUCACAAUAAAGUUUUCAUGUUUUCAUAAAGGUAAAAUCUAGCCCAUUCAUUGACCAAGGCCAUCACAGUGUUAUGUGGCUGUGUGUUCAUUGAAUGUUUUCAUCGACUGGAUGGAGGGGUGUGGUGGAUAAUGUACAAUUUCGAUAUAGAACAGUAGAAAAGGCACCUGUAGAAUAAGAUUAUGUAUUGUAGAUUAUGUAUGAUACAUUUUAGAGAGUUCUCCAGUUGUCAUAAUCUCAUAUUAUAAUCAGUUUUGAUUGUGCUGUUUGCAGGUACUUUGAGAUAAUGUCAUUGACAUAUUUUAGAGAUUGGUGUAUACUUCCUCUGCCAGCAUACCUGUCAAUACACUUUCAAAAUUAUAUGUAAACUUAGUUUACUGUAGAGAAAAAAGUGAAAGCAUUGAUAUUUUUUCUAGGAUGGAGAACCAGCCAAGCUCUCUUUUUCGUGAUAGUUUCCAUUUGUAUCUAUUUUUGCCACACCUUUCAUCACUGAAAAUUGAAAAAGAGACUGAUCAAUUUAGAUAUCCAAGAAAAUGAGAGCUUGAGGCUCAUCUGGGGGGCAGCUUUUCACAUCAUCUGUGAUAAAGUAUUCAUGUCUAGCAAUAUGUUACUGAUUUUUGUGUUCCUUAGUUUCUGGUGAAUGCCAUAUCAUUAGGUGUACAUUUUAUCCAUGGUCAUCCAGCUCCAUUUAUAUCCCAUGAAACGAGUUUGUGAGCAGUGUUUGAAUAGUUUUGAAUAUAUUUAAGGGUGUUGAUCCUGCUAUAAUCUGAUUAUCUUGAAGACUUGAACUCUUUUUUUUUCUCUCUUCUUUUUAUACACAUUUGAUAAACUAUACACAAGAAUGACUGAAUGGGGAGUACUGUGUUUGUUAUGUUGUUGGAGAUAUUGACUUCUUUAUGGGAAUAUGUUGAUGGAAAGCAGUGGUGCCCCUGAUAGAAGGUAUGUGAAGCUCUUAAUAUCAGGACAAAUUACUUUCAACCAUUUUUUGUCAUGUAAAUGCCACAGGUAUGUCUUUUUUUCUCUUGUUAAAAAAAUAAUAAGAUAUUGGCAGCUUUUUGUAACUGUGUAUGGUAUUAUUCAAGGUUCAUUUAAUUAGACUUUUGGCUUUUGUUGGAGUUUAUGUUUAAGCAAGACAGAGCAUUCAUAUGGUUUCAGGUGUGUUUGAACUACAACUGGUGUUUACUUGUAUUGAAUAGGUAACAAAGUGUUUUAGACUUUAUCAUAUUAGACUUACCUCAUUGUUUUAGAGUAUGUAAUGAAAAAUCCCUUGGAUGAAUGUAAUUUAACAUCCUGAAAAUGAUUCUGUGCUAUUGGUCUGCUCAGAUGUAUAAUGUUUAUGUACAAGUCAGUGUUUGAGUUUGUUUUUCUUUUAUGUGAAAUAAUGGAAAAACAGAUUGAUGAAAAAUGCAUCAGCAAUGCAAUUAUCUUCAGUUAUUUAUCAACUCAAUUUUGCCAAUAUUACUUGUAAAUUUUAUAUGUGACAGUGCUCAUUAUAUUUGUUAAGUAUGGGUAAUUCAGUUUUUUGUAGGCAUGUGUAACAUGACAAUCAUAAAAGCCUUAAUGUAAGUACAAUGAUCCAUCUUUUUUAUUGUCUAAAUGAUGGAAUUUUACUUUGGGAGUGAGAAUGUAAAAAGAAAAAACAGGUAGAUGUUUAUUGAAUAGUAUGUUAGGAAGGAAUUAAGGAAGGUUCAGCAACCCUGUGGGAUAUUUUGUCCUGACCUAAAGUGGUGAAACAAUUUCAGAACACAACUUUGAUGAAAGUAAUUCUAUGGUGUGGUUGACAUUAGUGUUCUUUUGUGGUGUACUGUUGAAUAUGAAGACUGUUUAGUAACUGUAGUCGUUGGCACCAUUCUCUCUCUCUCUCUCAAAAGAAAAAGUGGAACUUAAUGUUAAGAGGAGGGUUUUCCAUCUCAUAAAUUUAUUUAUUUUCAUCCUGACAGUAUUUGGGUAUAUUCAUUGACAUCAAUUAAUAAUGCAUGAUUGAGUUCAUUUUUUUUGGAGAGAAUUGGAAAAAUUUCUUCAUAAGUUUCUUUGAUUUUAUGUAGAUAAAUUUUGUCAAGUUAACCCAUUUCAAACAUACUCAGAUUUUCACGUUUAAAGUGUUCAUAU
Penaeus chinensis is the source of this 5790-nucleotide messenger RNA. RefSeq names its product ubiquitin carboxyl-terminal hydrolase 16-like. Gene Ontology annotation, molecular function: cysteine-type deubiquitinase activity; cysteine-type endopeptidase activity. Lineage: Eukaryota; Metazoa; Arthropoda; Malacostraca; Decapoda; Penaeidae. The transcript is spliced from 17 exons. Bases 217 to 3288 code for a protein of 1023 amino acids. Gene Ontology annotation, cellular component: cytosol; nucleus. Gene Ontology annotation, biological process: protein deubiquitination. The record is from RefSeq and is a predicted model, not a curated record.